AUGACCAAACCAACCUCUGUCAUAAAAGGAAUAAUAUUAUUAUUAUAUUUUUCUAUUUUAUCAAAUCAAUUUGUAAAUGCAAAAAGUGGAACAGAAUAUUUUGAAGAAAAAUAUGGAGCUCAUUUAGGAUUCAAUGUAACAGCAGGUGUAAUCAUUGUAUCAGUCUUUUUAGGCACACCAUUAUUUUUUAUAGUUAAUUUCUUUGUUACAAGAUAUGAAAAGAGUAAAAAAGAUGAAUUAGAAUUACAAGAAAUUAAACAAAAGAGUUAUAAUAGAAGAAAAAUGAAUUUAGAAAGUUCAAAUGGAGCAGGUGGUGGUGGAGGUGGUGGAGGAGACAAGAGACAAAGUGAUUUCUAUGGAACCAAUAAAAUAUUGAGGGAAUGUAUCAGUCGAAAUAAUUCAGUGUCACAAUUAUUUGUGAGCUCAAGUCCAUCGAUUAGCGGUCAAAGUGGAAAUUCCACCUCGGUCAAUGCAGUCAAUAUUUCACCACUAAACCAAAGUCAAAAUUCAAUUAGCACUGGAAACACUCCAUCCAACAACACGUCCAACAAUAACAUUAGUAGUGGAAAUGUGGCAGGAGUACUCAAAUCAAACUCGAUUGGAUAUCUUCCUCCCAUUGCUUCGUACAACUCGUCCAAUUCGGCGGGAUCCGCCAACAAUAGUCCGAGAAGAUUUAACGAGAGAUUGAUUACACCACCCUCUCCCAUACUCUCAACCUUUGGUGGUAAAAAAGAGGAUUUGCCUCCUAUUGACAAUGAUAAUACUCCAUCGUCAUCGACUAAUCUAAAGAGAACUAUAUCAGCCGAUUCUGGAAAAGUGUUGUGUUCAUCUAUAUCUACACCACAACCAAUACGUCCCAAAUCACUUAGUAACGUGCAAGACACUGAACACAGCAAAAAUGCAACACUCAUUAAUCUGCUGAGUAGUAACACCGUACCAAAAGACCACUGGCACUGCAUUGUAUAUAGAAUCCAAGAACUGGCCAUGUCAUAUUGGUCACCACCAAAAUAUGACCUACAAGCACCAUUGACUGCACUGACUCAAAUUGAACUUUCACUACAAGGAUUUUCAGAGCAGGAACAACUCAAGAAAUGUAUCAUCACCAUUGAAGAUCAAAAAUAUUACAGUCCUAUCAUUUUCGAACUGUACAGUAAACUAUUGCCACUCCAUGAAUUCACUAGAUCUAAACCAUCAAAAGGUGAAAAGGACCUGACAGGUGUAUACGGAGUAUUCCUCAUCAUCCUACCUAGUCUAUACAACUCUUUUAUCAAUUGGACAAAUGAAACAAGUGAAGGAUGUCGUCGGAAAUUCCUAACAGUCUGUCAAGAAAACCUUGUAGAUACUCUAUCUUCAAAUGAUAUUCUUGAUAAAACUUAUAUUCAUAAAACUUCAAUUCAUUAUUUAACUCAGUAUAUAAGACAUUUAUUAUUUUAUUCAUCAAAAGGAUAUAAUGGAUCAACACUUUAUAAAAUAGUUGAUUUGUAUCAUGGAAUAGCCGAUGAUAUUGACAAGCUGUUAUUUGAUAAUGAGUCGUACGAGGAUUUUGAAGAGUUGCAAAAAGUGACCAACUCUUCUUCGUUUGGAGGUGCCGAUGAGAAUCCAUUUAAAAUUGAUGUGCAAAACCAGGAUUGUAGUCUUCUGAAUAUAGUCACUUCGGUGGCCAACAGGUUCUCUCAUAUUGACAAUUAUUUGGAACAGGUGCCACAGGAACACCCACCCAUCAACGGGUCGCUGCUAACACUACAACAACAAAAAUCAAUUAUUUCAUCGUGUUACAAUCACCUUCAAACUUCGUUGUCGAUACUCUCGGCAACCGAUAUCUUUUCGGCCAAGUUCAAAGUUGAUACUAUCCCCAUACUCAAGAUGAUGUUGGUCGCAUUAAAUACACUCGAGGAACAAGUCGAUGCUGGUGUAUCGGUUGGUGAAAUGGAUGCCGGUGAAUUGCUCGAAUGGACCAACAACUUUACUCGUAUUGCCACCACUCUCAAUAAUGCUAUCCUCAAAAACAGCUCGAUUCUAAUGGCUAGUCAAAUCGUCGAUAAUAUCAAUAACCCAGGCGUUCAUGGCGGUGGCGGUGGCGUGGGUCCAACCUCCACGCUCACCAUCGAGUCCCCUCCCAACAGCUCGUCACCCUCUCCCUCGCCGUCAACCAACCACUUGAUCCGUAAAUCGGCCAAAAUCAAACCCCCAUCCUCUCCCUUUGGGUCACCAGCCAUCAUGUCAUUCCUCAUGAACGAGACAAGCCUGCACUCUUCCAUGGGCGAAAUAACCACCACGUCUGCCAACACCACCAACGCCAAUGGCAACACGAAUGGCGCCGACCCGUCACAUCCAUCCAUCCAUCUGCCCGGAACCAGAGAACGAUGUGCCCAAAUUGUCCAGUUGUCCCAAGACUCGAUCAUGCUCACCGUCAUGUCUGGAUUCUCCAUGUCAUCGCGUGACCUUCGUAGUCCACCCCCUCCAUACCCCAACUCCGACAGCAGUGACCCUACCACCAACAACAAUACCACCGCUACCAACAGUCAUCUUCUUCACCACCAUCUCCAUUAUCAUCCACUAUCACAGUCUCAAAAACAAUCACUUCAAUACCAACAGCAACAACAACAACAAAUCAACCAAGUAGUCGACUUUUUCAACGAUGGGUUGGGUGUCUUUUUCUCGUCUAUACGUACCAAUAUCUUUUGUACUUACAUUCUUCUCAACCCCAUCUAUGAGUUACAACAGAGUUGA
Molecule: messenger RNA, 2730 nt
Organism: Cavenderia fasciculata
Lineage: Eukaryota; Evosea; Eumycetozoa; Acytosteliales; Cavenderiaceae
Exons: 4
Coding region: 1-2730 (909 amino acids)
Source: RefSeq, a predicted model, not a curated record